Molecule: messenger RNA, 2719 nt
Organism: Anolis carolinensis (green anole)
Lineage: Eukaryota; Metazoa; Chordata; Lepidosauria; Squamata; Anolidae
Gene: eri1
Product: exoribonuclease 1
Exons: 7
Coding region: 620-1504 (294 amino acids)
Biological process (GO): exonucleolytic trimming to generate mature 3'-end of 5.8S rRNA from tricistronic rRNA transcript (SSU-rRNA, 5.8S rRNA, LSU-rRNA)
Cellular component (GO): cytoplasm; nucleolus
Molecular function (GO): 3'-5'-RNA exonuclease activity; nucleic acid binding
Source: RefSeq, a predicted model, not a curated record
GGGUCCAAGGCCGCGGUUUCGUUGUGGUGACCCAAGGCGAACCUAUCGCGAGAUUUGCGCAGGAAAGGUUUAUUUAUUUACUCCAUUUAUAUCCCGCCCUUCUCACCCCAGAGGGGGACUCGGAGCGGCCUUUCAGAAAGGCAAGCAAGCAAUUCGAUGCCAUGAACAUGCAUACACACAGUAAAAAUAAACAUAUACAUUUAAACUAAAAUUAAAUAACAUUAAAAACAACUAUUAAAAUCACGUCAUCCAGAAUCAAAAUCCAAGGCCGUUCCAUUAGUAAUUCCAUUAUUCCAUAUACUCAUAUUGCACUAACUUGCUAGCCAAAAGCUUGGUCCCAUAACCAAGUUUUUACUUUCUGGCUGAAAGUCAAGGGGGAAGGGGAUGCAAUAUUUUUGCUGGAGAGGGAGUUCCAUAGCCGAGGGGCCACCACCGAGAAGGCCUUGUCUCUCAUCCCCACCAACCACACUUGCGAAGCCGGUGGGACUGAGAGCAGAACCUCCCCAGAAGAUCUUAAUCUCCAUGGUGGUUAAUAGAGGGAGAUACAUGUUUACAGCCUUUUUAUCAACGUAAGCAGCGAUGUAGAUUGGAUUGUCAAGACGAUAAUCAAAAGAAAUCCAUGUCCAGUUCAAGUGACUUCAGUGACCCAAUUUACAAAGAGAUUUCUCUGACAAAUGGUCAUAUCAAUAGAAUGAGCAGACCUGAACUUAGAGCUAAACUUGCUGAAUUCAAGCUAGAUACUAGAGGAGAAAAGGAUGUAUUAAAGAAAAGGUUGAAAAAUUACUAUAAGAAAGAGAAAUUAAUGCAGAAGCAACCUGCAAAUGCAGAGAAUUAUUAUGAUUACAUUUGUGUUAUUGACUUUGAAGCAACAUGUGAAGAAGGAAAUCAGCUUGAAUUUACACAUGAAAUAAUUGAAUUUCCUAUUGUCUUAAUAAACACCCGGACAUUAGAAAUAGAGGAUACGUUUCAGCAAUAUGUGAAACCAGUGAUUAAUCCACAGCUUUCGGAUUUCUGCAUUAAUCUGACUGGAAUUUCUCAGGAACGUGUAGACAAAGCCGAUGAAUUCCCAAAGGUUCUGCAGUCAGUCAUAGAUUGGAUGAAACAGAAAGAACUAGGAAGCAGAUAUAGCUAUGCCAUAUUAACUGAUGGAUCUUGGGAUAUGAGUAAAUUUUUAAAUAUCCAGUGUCGUGUAAACCGUCUGAGAUAUCCUGCAUUUGCUAAGAAGUGGAUUAAUAUUCGCAAAUCCUAUGGGAAUUUCUACAAGGUUCCUAGAAACCAAACUAAACUAUCAACCAUGCUUGAGAAGCUUGGAAUGGACUAUGAUGGCCGGCCUCACAGUGGACUUGAUGAUUCUAGGAACAUUGCACAAAUAGCAAUUCGUAUGCUCCAGGAUGGAUGUGAGCUCCGGGUGAAUGAGACGUUGUACGAUGGACAGCUGAUGACAGUCCCUUCCUCUGUUCCAAUAGGAGGCGCUCCUGUACCACAGAUGCCUGGGUUUCGAUAGGCUAUAUUUGAGCUAUACUCUAUUAAAGCUCAUAUCCAAGACAAGCAAGGACUUUGGAAGACUAUUUCCAUGGAUUUAAAAUUUUGCCACCAGCAUUUUUAAUGUUUGUCCAUUUUUAUGCCUCUCUCAGUUGGUCAUAAUAAGUCUAAUAUAAGUUAUCCGGGUGGUUGUGAACAUUUUUUAUAAACUAAACUAAGGAAUGAAGCACGGUGUGCCCUUUUGAAAUGUACUAUUUAUGCUUGACUGCCAAACAAAAUGAGCCUUACCAUCUGUUAGUAUCCAAUAACUUUGUUUAUUUGAUGCAACAUCACAGAUUACUUUUGUCCAUCUUUAACCCAAUUAACAAAAAAUUCAUACAGUUAAAAACAGGGUGUUUUUUUCCCAAAAUUGUUUUAGAGUUCUGCCAAGCCAAAAUUAGGCACCUUUUAGACUUAUUAAGUUCAGCUAACACAUAUGAUGUGGUGUGACUUAUUCAGGGCCACUCUACCUCUGUUGUAAAAAUGUAAGAGAAUAGGCGUAUCUCUUUAAUAAUUUAAUAGACAAUGUAGUAAAUGAUUUGGAUGUGAAUAUUUUAUUAGCUCAUUCCUAUGACCAAAAUAACUUCUUACUCUGUUUUGUGUAUGUGUGUAUGAUAACUAUAUUGUUGGAAGAGACUAUAAACUCUUAUUUUGAAGUUUCAGGUCACAUUUUGGAAGUUCUGCCCUAAUUUAAAAAAUCCAGUUUCUAGUAAUACAGAAAAACAUUACAUAUGUAAUAUUUGAAUAUCUUAAUGCAUAGCAUUUGCUUGUGCCGUAAACAGUUGAUUUAGCCUUUUACACUCACUUGUUUAUUAUGUUUUUAUUCUUCCCCUUUUAAAAGAAGAUUAUACCAACCCUAUUUUAUCUAGAGAGCAAGAUAAACAAAGAAAAAGUUGUUGGCUCAGGUCAUCCAAUGAGCUUUGUGUCUGAGUAGCACUUUUAGCAUAGAUUUUCCAUGUCCGCCGUAUUUGUUCUAUGCUUCAGUGUGUAAUAUAGAAUCUUGUCCUGAAUAUUAAGAUAAUGUUACUUGAGUUUUUUUCUAUCUGUAUUUUGAGUUUGGAUUAGGAUUUUAAUCUUGGACAUACUGAUUCACAGCUCAUGUUUAGAUUUAUUGCACUAAUCUAUCUCUUCAGUGUAUCUUAUCAGUAUUCAGGUUACAGGUUUAUGUUCUUUUAUUAAAAUCAUAGAAUAGCUUUCA